UGAAAAAAAUAUUACAUUUUCAAAAAAUACUGGAACUUCAAGUGAAAAAAAUAUUACAUUUUCAAAAAAUACUGGAACUUCAAGUGAAAAAAAUAUUCCACUUCCAAAAAAUUCUGGAACUUCAAGUGAAAAAAAGUUUCCAUUUCCAAAAUAUACUGGAAUUUCAAGUGAAAAAAAUAUUCCACCCCCGAAAAUACUGGAACUUCAAUUGAAAAAAUUGAUAAUACCUCAACUACAACUUCAAGCAUAA
This is a messenger RNA of Dentiscutata erythropus, 250 nucleotides long. The record is from the annotation of a GenBank genome assembly. NCBI's taxonomy places the organism in Eukaryota, Fungi, Glomeromycota, Glomeromycetes, Diversisporales, Gigasporaceae.